GGAUAAAAGUAAAAAAAGAGUCCUGGGACUCGUGAGAAGGGUGUAAUUAUCCACCAGUGUGAGUGUGACCCAUGAUGUGACUCUAUCAAACAUCCGGUUUCCUCAAGUUGUACUAACAAUGGAUAAUAGAGUUGAUAAGAAAGAACAAACCAACCGCCCGAACGGUUAGUAAGCUGAUAAGUGGUGAAAUAAACAAAAAAGAAUAAUAAAAUAAAAAUUAAACAAAUAUCGUUAAAAAAUGAAGAAUCCGUUCUCAGAAACUUCCUUCUAAUCCACACUACGUCGACCUCAACCACCCACAACAACAACAACAUGUGCUGAGAUAUAAUCCACGAGCUUUGGAAAUUAAUUCUGAAACAAAAAUGAGUCAAGAGGUAGCUGGAGUUGAGGUCCUCAAAGUGGUUCUUCCAGGGGAUGAGGUCCUACAGUAUAACCCUGACAGAAACAAGGAACGUAUCUUUAUUGGCCCGGGAUUACGGUGGGAGGACAACGUAAUCCGUGCAACUAGACCUGGACUUUUGAAGAAGACAUUAAAGAGGCUAUAUUAUGUUGACUCACAUCAGAAACGCUACAUUCCACAGAAGAGGGAGUUUGUCAUUGGGACGGUUUUGAAGAAAAAGGGUGAUAAUUAUAUAAUAGACAUAGGAGCAAGUGAGCAAGCAACUAUAUCAUAUUUGUCAUUUGAAAAUGCCUCAAAAAAGACUAAGAAAGAAAUGAAAGUGGGUGACCUUAUUUUUGGACAACUUCUGGUAGCUAACAAAGAUAUGGAGCCCGAGUUAGUGUGUAUUGAUACGUAUGAUAGAGCUGUAGGCAUGGGGCCCCUUCCUGAAGGUGGUCUUUUGUUCAACGUCUCGUUACACGUUGCUCGACUGAUUGUCAAUCCCAAAAAUUCUUUCCUUCUGACCAUUAGCAAGAUGUUUAAGUACACAAUAGUAGUAGGUUUUAAUGGACGCAUCUGGGUGAAGGCCAAAAAGCAGGGUGAAAUGGUGGCUAUCAUGAACUGUAUCCUGAUGUUAGAGGUGAUGACCUUGGAGGAAGCUAAUGAAAAUGCUCUGAGAGUUUUGUCAUCAUUUUCACAGCAUAAUUCAAAGGAGGCGACAUGCUAGGAGCUGUGUGUAAUUAUGUGUCUAUCAGUUUUUAUACACAUAGUAUAUACAUGUGUAGACAAUAUUGUAUGCAUUACAGGGAUAAUUGCAACAUAUAUUACUGUACUGUAGUUUUUAUAUACGUACAGUUCAAAUUUUACUUUUCUUGGUUUCCUAAUUCAGAUUGAACUUUGCAUAUUAACCAAUUAUGAAGAUAAAUCAUAAUAUAAACUCUAAAUUAUCAGAACCUAUCUACUUUAGGAAGGAAUAGUUUGGUUAUGAUAAGCUUGGAAAACAGAUAUUAAGAAAAACAGUAAAUUUUGCCAGUAGUACUGUAUGGUACUGCAUGCACUAAUAUCCAGUUUUACUUGUGUUUUAAGACUUGGGUGGAUUUUUAUCCCUAAAAUGCAGUACCAUUUUUAUGGAUAUAUACAGUACCUGCACAGUAUACUUGUACUGUAUUACAAAUUAAAGAGAUAUCCAUAUUGUGUUGCAUAUAUUGUAUUAAUGGCUUCACCUGUGGAAUUAGUGAUUUAGUUUAUAGGUAAACCUGUCAUGGAAUUCGAAUUCAUUAUUUCACUGUGAAAAAAUAGGAUAUCAUUGUUUAUAAAGCUAAUGUGCCUGUGCAUAAACUGACAGUAAUUUAUAUACCCUGCACUGUACUGCAGAGUACCAUCAGACUAAUGUUUGUAAAGUUACUGAUGACCAUUUUCUGCAUUGAGUGGAGAUGAUGUUAUUAAAAUUUUAGAUUUGA
This is a messenger RNA of Homarus americanus (American lobster), 1839 nucleotides long. RefSeq names its product exosome complex component RRP40-like. Gene Ontology annotation, biological process: CUT catabolic process; poly(A)-dependent snoRNA 3'-end processing; nuclear polyadenylation-dependent rRNA catabolic process. Gene Ontology annotation, cellular component: cytoplasmic exosome (RNase complex); nuclear exosome (RNase complex). Gene Ontology annotation, molecular function: RNA binding. Bases 363 to 1106 code for a protein of 247 amino acids. NCBI's taxonomy places the organism in Eukaryota, Metazoa, Arthropoda, Malacostraca, Decapoda, Nephropidae. The transcript has 2 exons. The record is from RefSeq and is a predicted model, not a curated record.